Messenger RNA from Staurois parvus, 510 nucleotides. The record is from the annotation of a GenBank genome assembly. NCBI's taxonomy places the organism in Eukaryota, Metazoa, Chordata, Amphibia, Anura, Ranidae.
UCGUCUGGCAAGACUGCGGGCACCGAGUCGUCUGGCAAGACUGCGGGCACCGAGUCGUCUGGCGGAACAGCGGGCAUCGAGUCAACUGGCAGAACAGCGGGCACCGAGUCGUCUGGCAAGACUGCGGGCACCGAGUCAUCUGGCAAGACUGCGGGCACCGAGUCGUCUGGCAAGACUGUGGGCACCGAGUCGUCUGGCAAGACUGCGGGCACCGAGUCACCUGGCGGAACAGCGGGCAUCGAGUCAACUGGCGGAACAGCGGGCACCGAGUCGUCUGGCAAGACUGCGGGCACCGAAUCACCAGGCACGACAGUGGGCUCUGACUCAAUUGGCACGACAGCGGGCACCGGGUCAUCAGGUACCGGAUUGUCUGGCUCGACAGCGGGCAUCGGGUCACCAGGCAUCAGGUCAUUUGGCUUGCCAGCGGGCACCGCGUCAUCUGGCAAGGCAGUGGGCAACGGAUCAGCGGGCAUCGGGUCACCAGGCCUAAUAGGAUCGUCAGGCUGGAUC